Molecule: messenger RNA, 2970 nt
Organism: Penicillium manginii
Lineage: Eukaryota; Fungi; Ascomycota; Eurotiomycetes; Eurotiales; Aspergillaceae
Product: patatin-like phospholipase family protein
Exons: 5
Coding region: 1-2970 (989 amino acids)
Biological process (GO): arachidonate metabolic process
Cellular component (GO): membrane
Source: RefSeq, a predicted model, not a curated record
AUGCAGAAUACCAUAGACAUUGCCUGGCUUGAUGUCGGUAUCCGAGAAGACUCCAGACUUGCCGUGCUCGACCACGGGCGGCUGUCACGUAUAGUCGCUCAAUUGUCAAGCCCAGAGUCCCAGCGUCCGUCGUUAUGUGUUUUCUUGGGUGGUAAAUGCAAGGACUAUGCUCUCCAGCAGAUUUACACCUUAAACAACAUAAAGAGACAUUCUUCUGAAGCCCACAUCCGACUGAGAUAUGAUAUUGCUUCACUGGAUAGUUCACAGCCCACCUUUUUGGCCGACGGUGAUAUUCCUUGCACAGGGUCUUUCCCCUUCCCCAAGGAUCUCGCACCUGGCAUGGGUCUUCCCGUAUCCUGGGACAUUCAUUCUGCGGGAAAGUUGCUGCAAGUUCUGUGGUCGCGUCUCGUUUUUAUGUUUGCUGAUGUCGUUUGUAUAUUUGUUGAUGAUAAAUCCAGCCUCGAUAAGGCAAUGGAGUUCCUGACCGAAUACCUUCGGCUUGGUUCUGCAUCCUCUCUUGCACAGUCACUUUUACCCAGAGUGAUCUUCGUAUAUGACAAUGGAUUCAAGAAUUGCGAGGCCAAUACAUCGAAGGAGGAUCCCCUCCGUGACAGUCUUCGAGGCAGCGCGAGCGAAGAUUUGUCCGAGAUAUUUUCCGGUGUUUCAUGCAUCCACCUUCCAAUCACCCCAUUGUCAGAUACUGCGAAGUAUCUGCGUAUCAAAUCUGCUAUUGCUGAAGAGGUUAAAGCAAUAUCAUUUCUUCGGCAAAUUAACCAUGUUCGCCCAAAUGGGAAGCAUCUCGCAGCAUUGUUUCAGUCUGCAGUUCAGCACACCAUUGGUGACUUGUCUAGCCCGUUCGACAUAGUAACAGCCACGCGGAAUGAUCGCCCUGUGGGUCUGUGCGCAGAAUCGAACCUAACGCACUAUCUUGAAAUCGGCCAUCGCGCGUGCCUUUCUCCGUGCGAGCUAGCACCAUCCAUUGCAUCAGCCCUGUUCAUGGACCAUUAUGUGCCAGGGAUGUUCGCCAUUAGUCCCUGUUCCGUUUUUGGAACACUGUAUCGGUCUGUCGUAAAGCAGACGUAUUGCCGAUCUCAAACACUGUGGCCGUCUUUAUGCCCCGCCCAACAGACCGAUCUGGUGGAACGAAAUUUCUCGCAGUUAUUCGACCUUUUUUGGGAAAGCAAGAAAACGUCUGUGAAUAUCCGGAGGAAACAACUCGAAUCGCAAAGUGGCCAGUUGUGUCGUCUGCGAAGUAACCUCAUCUGCCUCUUCUGUCUUCUGCAUGCUGCACAACAUAUUUUGGUUUGUGGCCACGGGAUGUGUGAUCGAUGCGUUCAAGUAUUUGGGAGCCCAGUGGCAGGGAUGGAGCAUCAAUUCAUUUUCAAAGGCUGUCUCUACUGUCUGUAUCAAGAACCGCUGACAGUAGACGUGCUCCCGCCGACAAUGAGCCCCACAAUACUUGCCAUUGAUGGAGGAGGUGUCAGGGGUGUCAUCCCCUUGGAAUUCCUUCUUUUAUUACAAGAGCAUUUGCACCCAUGUAAUGUUCAAGAGGGGGGACUUAUUGCUCUGGGGUUGUUCGCAAUGGCCUGGGAUGUGGCGGACUGCUCUGAACGUUUCAAUACGCUAGCGCGUCGUAUCUUUUCUCAGAGACGGCCAUCAGUCUUGCCUUCCCUUCUCCAUCCAAUUUCCGGAUAUAAGUCUGUGAUUGGCGAGGCGGCUAAAUGGAUACAAUGGCUAUUACAUGAUAGUUGUUAUGACUCUCGGGUGUUCGAUGCUACUUUGAAGGAUGCGUUUGGAGAAACCCGCUGCCUGUUCGGCGCAAAUGAAGAACGAACCCGGGUUCCGUUACGAUCAGGUGUUAAGGUCGGCGUGGUAACUACGAGCAUUUCCAAAAGUACGAGUACUUAUGUAAUCGGGAAUUUUAACGCAUCGAAAUACGCGGAGACAGAAGUCUUGAUUCACGAGGCUAGAUGCAUGCACAGCGCUAAUAAAGAAAAAUACAGAGCCCGAGCCACCGCGGCUGCUCCGUUCUUCUUUACGCCUGUGGACCUACAGGGGAUUGGAACCUUUCAGGAUGGGGGCUUAAAGUAUAAUUUUGCUGGCGAUCUUGCGAAUCGGGUUUCCAACCAAAUCUGGCCCUCCUCGAUGGGCUCCAUACGGAUGCUGUCACUCGGAACUGGAAAGGCCCAGCCUAACGACCACACCCCGCAUUUCCGCCACAUCUUUCGUGACGGAUUUCUACGUAGGGGAUUUGAUGCAUGGAUGUCAACAAUGGAAACAGAUAGCGACUGGAAAAAAUGGAGAGUUCGACUGGGUGGUGAAGUCAGAGGAGAUUGCCAUCGUCUCGACGUUUCCCUGGGUCAAGCGCCUCAAACUAUCGAUGCUGUUGAUACCAUGGAUGACUAUCGCGAUAUUGUUCUCCUUCAAUCCGGAAGUGCUCGGAUGGCUCGCGAAGCCGCAACAACCCUGCUUGUGUCUAGAUUUUUCUUCGUUGUGGGCUCAUUACCGGAGCGUACUGCUUCGCCCUUUUGGUGCUCUGGCUCAGUACGCUGCAAAGGGUCAGCCAAGAAGAUCAUUGCGGCACUGGAGCAACUUUAUCCCGAAGGGCUUAGUUAUGUCUCCGACUCUGGUGUGAUCGACGACUUCGGGGGUCUGGAUAGCCUUUGCGCCUCCUGUGGGUGCUAUAAUCGCCCGAUCUCAUUACUGACUCGGCAUCUGGACCACACAGUAAAUGUUUAUAUUCAGAAUGGCUCAAAACGAAAGUGGAGGCUAUCCGGGUUUCCAGAGACUAUAGCUACUUUUACUUUGCGGCAAGGUCUGGAGGUGCCUUUUGGCCGUGAAGAUCACGGAUACCCCUGCCGGGUGCCAUGCCAUGAAUGUGACAUGACAGGAUGCGCCACCAAAGGCAAAAGGAGGCGCAAAUCAAGAACGUCUGCAGAUCUUGGCUCUAGGAAACGCGCACACGCAUAG